AAGGAGGAGGAGGAGGAGGCGGCGGCGGUGGCGGCGGCGGCGGCGAUGGCUACAGAAGGAGGGAAAACCUCUGAGCCAGAGAAUAACAAUAAAAAAACCAAAACCUCAGGCUCCCAGGACUCUCAGCCCUCUCCUCUGGCUUUACUGGCAGCUACUUGCAGCAAGAUAGGGACUCCUGGUGAAAAUCAAGCAACUGGACAGCAGCAGAUUAUCAUAGAUCCAAGCCAAGGACUGGUGCAGCUUCAGAAUCAACCACAGCAGCUAGAACUGGUAACGACGCAGCUUGCUGGAAAUGCUUGGCAGCUUGUUGCCUCCACUCCUCCUGCUUCGAAGGAAAAUAACGUUUCUCAACCAGCUUCUAGUUCAUCCAGUUCUUCCAGCAGUAAUAACGGGAGUUCAUCUCCUACAAAAACGAAAUCAGGUAAUUCUGCCACCCCUGGUCAAUUUCAAGUCAUCCAAGUCCAGAAUCCUGGUGGUAGUGUACAGUACCAAGUGAUUCCACAGCUCCAGACAGUGGAAGGUCAGCAAAUUCAAAUCAACCCGAGUAGCUCAUCUCUCCAGGAUUUGCAGGGUCAAAUUCAGCUCAUUUCUGCAGGUAAUAAUCAAGCUAUACUCACAGCUGCUAAUAGGACAGCUUCUGGGAACAUUCUUGCUCAAAACCUGGCAAAUCAGACAGUUCCAGUCCAAAUUAGACCCGGUGUUUCCAUACCACUGCAAUUACAGACCCUCCCUGGUACUCAGGCUCAAGUUGUAACAACUCUACCAAUUAACAUUGGAGGAGUAACUUUAGCUUUGCCAGUGAUAAACAAUGUGACUGCUGGAGGAGGGACUGGACAAGUUGCCCAGCCUACCACUACUACCGAUAGUGGGACUUCCAAUGGGAAUCAGUUGGUUUCCACACCCACCACCACCACUGCUUCUGCCAGUACUAUGCCGGAAUCUCCCUCCUCCUCCACUACCUGCACAACCACGGCUUCAACGUCUCUGACAAGCAGUGACACCUUAGUGAGCUCAGCAGACACGGGCCAGUAUGCAAGCACAUCAGCCAGUAGUUCCGAGCGCACCGUUGAAGAGUCACAAACACCUGCUGCUACUGAGUCUGAAGCCCAGAGCUCCAGUCAGCUUCAGCCUAAUGGGAUACAGAACGCACAGGAUCAAUCCAAUUCUCUUCAGCAAGUGCAAAUUGUAGGCCAGCCCAUUUUACAGCAGAUCCAGAUCCAACAGCCUCAGCAGCAGAUUAUUCAGGCUAUCCCACCCCAGUCGUUCCAGCUGCAGUCAGGGCAGACGAUUCAGACUAUCCAGCAGCAGCCUCUGCAGAAUGUUCAGCUUCAAGCCGUCAAUCCGACUCAGGUGCUUAUCAGGGCUCCAACUUUAACACCUUCAGGGCAAAUCAGUUGGCAAACUGUCCAGGUUCAGAAUAUUCAGAGUCUUUCAAAUUUGCAAGUUCAGAAUGCUGGGUUAUCCCAACAAUUAACCAUCACCCCAGUGUCUUCAAGUGGUGGCACAACCCUUGCUCAGAUUGCUCCUGUGGCUGUUGCUGGUGCCCCGAUAACUCUGAAUACUGCCCAGCUUGCUUCAGUGCCUAACCUUCAGACAGUGAGUGUUGCCAACCUGGGUGCUGCAGGAGUUCAAGUGCAGGGAGUUCCAGUAACAAUCACUAGUGUUGCAGGUCAGCAGCAAGGACAAGAUGGAGUGAAGGUCCAGCAAGCUACUAUUGCUCCUGUAACGGUGGCUGUUGGAGGAAUUGCUAACGCAACGAUAGGUGCUGUUAGUCCUGACCAACUCACACAAGUGCAUUUGCAGCAAGGCCAGCAGACUUCUGAUCAAGAGGCGCAGCCUGGCAAGAGGCUUCGAAGAGUUGCCUGUUCAUGUCCUAAUUGUAGGGAAGGAGAAGGAAGGGGCAGUAAUGAACCAGGAAAAAAGAAACAGCAUAUCUGUCAUAUUGAAGGAUGUGGAAAAGUUUAUGGUAAAACGUCUCACCUACGAGCACAUCUUCGCUGGCAUACUGGAGAAAGACCUUUUAUAUGCAACUGGAUGUUUUGUGGCAAAAGAUUCACAAGGAGUGAUGAGCUUCAGAGGCAUAGAAGGACCCACACAGGUGAAAAGAGAUUUGAAUGUCCAGAAUGUUCUAAAAGGUUUAUGCGGAGUGAUCAUCUCUCCAAGCAUGUCAAAACACAUCAGAAUAAAAAAGGAGGUGGGACAGCUCUUGCCAUUGUCACCUCAGGAGAACUGGACUCAUCUGUUACAGAGGUGCUCGGCUCCCCGCGAAUUGUCACAGUUGCAGCCAUUUCUCAAGAUUCGAAUCCAGCAACUCCCAAUGUUUCAACAAACAUGGAAGAAUUCUGAAAAGUUAUUUAUAGCAGAGACCUUGAGUGCUGCACUUACGUUUACACACCUUUGACAUCUGGAAACGGGCUGGUCAAGUGGAUUACAGAGUAGGAAAUCAUGUUCUCAUUGUUGGCUUUUUAAGUGUUCCAGGGUUUGGGUUCAACACAUGAAGUGUUGAAUUUUAAAGACUAGGAAAAGCAAACUGAUAUACUGGAAAUAGAAAAGUAUUUCCUCCAUGCUAUAAGUUGUACUUAUUUGGAAAUAUGUCACAUAAACUUUAAACCCAAUCCUCCCCUCCUUUAACAUCAUGUUGUUAACAUGCUUAAAACACAGACCUCAGUAGUUUGAAGGCUGGACCUUAAUUUGACCCUUUUUUUUUUUUUCCUUUUGGAAAUACUUUGUUAUAAAUUCAUUCAGUAACAACUUACAUUUCUUUUUCUGUAUAGCACAGAAAACAGAUAGCUAACUGAUAAUAGUAUAUUUCCUUAGCUUGAUUUUUGGAAUAUCAAUUCAAAAUAGUUUUGGCCGUCUUUUCUAAAUAUUCAAAAUUCUUCAAAAGUUAAAUUAGGUUAAGUUCCAAAACAGUAAUCUGGGGUACAUCUCAGAUCUUUAUUACCACUACAUUAUAGUAGUGUGUAUGCAGACAAUCAGUGAAAUCCAGUUUCUUUCUCCAUUUUGGAGACAUGGGAGAAACUUAGAGCUAAAGCUUAAAUUUUUUGACUGAAAUCUAGGAAAAUGCUGGGAAAAAAAAAUGUUAGAAAUCAUGAUAGCUUCAGAAAAAUAAAAUGAAGCAACUUAUCACACAAUGUUUUGAAGUUAGGAUGGAUUAUAUUCCUAACCUAUGUUGAACCAUAAAAUUUCAUUUUAAAUGUUUAUAUUGGAAAAAAACGUAGAUUACAGAUCUAUGUAAUUUCAUAUUCUGUAAAUACGAGUUUUGUUGACAGUGUGCAGAAUUCUUUAUGCGUUGACUUGGUAGCCAAAGAAAGAAUUACUAUGCUUUUGCAAGGCCAGCAUAAAAUUAUUUGAACUACAUUAUAAUUUUUGUUUUCCUUUACUGAAAACUGGCCAAUCCCAUCUUAUUUCUAAUACAGUUAGAAAGUUAAUUAGUGAUGUCUUUAUGUUGUUAUCAGUAUUUUUCCUUAAAAUCUAGACGGCCUAACAAAUAUAUAAUAGAUAGGAUAUUAUGAAACAAAAAAUUAUUUUUGAGAAACCAGAAUACUUUUCAGUCAAAUAGUAACUAAAGAAAAGAUAUAUUUCAUUGUUUAUGCAAAGUCUUAUAGAAAAGUGUCUUAUUAGGAAAGAUGGCCAAAAGUUUCUUACGAAAAUUUGGAUUAUUCUAUUAGGUUAAACAUUAGUAAGACACUUGAUGUUUUAAAAAAAAUUUACACAGAAUUAUAACUAAUGAAGUUGACCAUUUGGAAACUAAAGAUUUUUACCUGCUUGGUUUAUUAACAUCAUUUGGUUUGGGGACUAUUUGAAUAUAGGUACAUGUUUUCUUGUGCAUUCUUUAUUAUUUCUGUAAAGUACUACUCCUGCAAAUUCUCUUCCAAAAUUGUGAUGUUUCUUGUCAUUUUGAUGAAGGAGAGAUACUGUAAUGAUCACUGUUUACACUAUAAACACUUUAGGCCAGCCCUUUGUAGCGUUAUAUAAAACUGAAGGCCUUUUGUGCUUUCAGUUUGUAUAAAAAAGCUUUGAGAUUAAAAGGAAAAAAUUUUUACACUGUGGUUAUAAAUUUCAAGUUUCUUAAAGCUUUUGUAGACUUGUAACAAAGUCUUUAAAUUUUAGUUGGAUUUUGUAAAUUGUUUUGUAUAUUUUAUUUAAUGUAUUCUUAACAACUGAUGUAUCUGGCUUUAAAACAUCAGAAUCAGUUUAUUGUUUUGUUUGGUACAGAGGAGCAUUUUGGUAGUGUUAAUUUUAAUUUUAUUAUAUAGGAGCUGAAACAUCAAAUCUAUAUUUUAUCUAUCAUGCUACACAAUCAGUGCUAUAAAUUUUUUUAUGCAAAGAAACUUUCCUAAUGUUUUAAUCAUGUUUUCCUCUGAGUGAUACUUUUUGUUGUUAAUACCAAGUAUGAACACUCUGCAUCAUUAUCCCAUGACCCAGCUUUAAAGCAAACCCAUAUAUGUUCAUCAGCAGUGGAAGUUAGUUUUUAAUCAACAGUGAGGCCUAUUAUAAAUAUAUCAAACUGAAUCUGGAUAGCUUUAUAGCAUAUAAAAUAAUUUGUGUUAGCAAUUACACAUCUCACCACUGAAAUGAGAAAUAUUUUGACAGUCUGUUCUGCAUACCGUUCUGAGUCCACUUUCUGUCUUGGAACACCCGUAAGUUUCAGUGUCCUUUAUUUGACUCAGUGGGAUAGAGCUGUUAGAGUAAUAGGGCACAGAUGUGCAGUAGAGUCUUGUUUAAUGGCAUUUCACUGCUCAGUCCCUUUGCCGCCAUUAUGAAACUUUUCUUUCUUGUAAUUAUCAGUGCAAAGCUAUGUAUUUAUCAUGGUAGAACUCCAGUGUUAGACUAGUUUUUUCUUAUGGUAUACUUUCUUUGGUUAGGUUUGUGUAUGUGUUGCUGAUUACAUUAGAACUUGAUGUUAAAUCAUUAUUUAUCACACUCAUGAGAGCAGUAAUAAAAGUGUGUAAUCUAGGAGAAAAAGUUAAUUUGUCAAACUUAGAUAAGCAUGAUGUUUAGGUCCUAUUUUUCAAUUUUAUAACUGUUUUAUUGCAACAAUAUUUGUAUUUAAGUCUCCAUUUUAAUGCCUUGUGGUGUUUUUUAUGCAUGUCACUAAGUUGUCACCCCACAUAAAUUGAUGUGCAGCAUAGGGUAUUAAAUCUACAUAAUGAUUUUAAAACAGAAAUAGUUGAUGGUAAAAUGUAAAUGUUUUGCAAAACUUCCUUAUAAAAAGUUUCGUAGUAACAUUUCACUUGUAAAUUUUUUUGUAAAAAAGAAAAUGGAAAAAAAAAAAAAGAAUCCAGAACCAACCCUGUUUCCCAUAUCCUAGAAUUUAGACAAUUAUUCUGCCAGCAAAGCCUCUGGGGCUGUAAUUGACAUUUUUACAGUGCUUAUUUGUAUAAAAUUUGUUUUUUGUGGAUUUGGAAAUAAAAUCAUGUACAAGCUGUUGCCUGCAAUAACAAUUGCAAGUAACCUAUUAAAAAUUCCCUGGAGUUUAACAUGUUUCAUUUAAUUAUGUAUACUAAACAGCAGCAAUAAAUUGUUUGAACUAUCCACCUUCUUACCACAGUGAACACUGGAAGUUAAAUGCCUCACGCUAGAAAACAUUGGCAACCCGUCUUAAUUCCUGGUAGGAAGAUCUGGUCACCAUUUCUGAGCUCACCACCAAAGAAUACCAAUUUAAACUAUAUGUUAAUUUGUGGCCAUUACUGUAAACACUUACAGAAAUUAAAUUAUCAUUUAUAGAUACCUUUUACUUAAAUAUCUUAAGCAAUAAAUAUUAGCUAAUUGUAGGAAGAUCUAAAAAUGAAAAACACAGUUAAAAGAAUAUUUAAGCUCCCAGAAACAUGUAGAAACAAGGUAGGCCUCAUAGAUUCCAAAAAGUCUGUAAACAAAACCAGUCUUUUCUUCCUGGGAGAAAGCUCAUGAAGAACCUGACUGAUACGUGAGUGUAUUACUGUAAUGACUUUGGCAAGCACGUUUCCAAGCCCACUGGAACUGUACAGGGUAGGCGAGAACUGCAGGAUGUUAGGCAAAGAGGAAAAGUAAGCUGCGUACAAGACUCUAAAAGUCUUUAUUUAAAUCUGUAGUAAGCAAGAUCUGUGUAGUGUACCAGGACAUAGCCAGUGCUGCAAAGCCCUAAGGGCCAGCAUGGUCUAUGCUACAUCAUAUAUACGUGCAGAAUGUAUGUUCAUGGUAGUGACCAGACCAAGGAAUACUUAAAUUUAUACUGUGCUGUCCAGUUCGUCAGCAGAUUUUUCUACCACAAGUAAAGGUGUACAUCUUGAUCAGGACUGCUUCCUGGCCCCACUACUUCCUCUGUUUCAAGUUAAAGCUGUAUCAGUAUCCUAAAGAUCAAUUUAGGGUGACUGGCUCCCUUUAUUCCUCUUCCCAGUGGACAUUAAUAAAAUGUGCUUUUCAGCAAAAAAAAAAAAAAAAAAAGAAAACUACUUGAAAAAGUUACAUUUGUAUGCAUCAGGAUAAUAUUGCAUGAAAGGGAAUGAUGCAAUUCUAAAACAAAAUACAAUUUUUUUAAAAAUACAAUAAAAGUCUGGUUUUUGAACUAGGAAUUUCAACCACAGGAAUAAGAUCCAAUCAGAAAAUUGAGUGAAUCACUAUCAUAAUUUGUUGACAUAAAUCCAGGGGUGUAAUAAAUUCAAGAGAAGCGGAAGUGGUGGUGAGAGCAACACUGUUGUAGUAUUGUGUGGCUAAAGUGCUGCUUUUUCUGUUGCUUACAGUGCUAGUUUUAAAGAUGACUGAAGUCACAGAAAAAAUAGUGUUUGUCUUUUUAUUUAAAAGUUUAAUUACAGGGGUGUAGAGACUUGGUGUCGACCAGAAAUGUAAAGAUCCUUAUGUCUCAAUGAUUCUGCUAUGGUAUUUACUGCCUGAGCAGUAAUGUCCACAUAAUAAAUCAACUUUAAUUGUGUAGCAGGAGCUCAGUCACAGUCACGUAUUUCCAGUUGCUGGUUAGGAUAGCCCAGGGCUGCUCCUCUUUAGUUGCAGGUAGCAAUGAACUGAUUUAUUUUUGGAUACCUGAGAGUAAUCGCAAGUGGAAAUAGUGGAAGGAAGAGAAAGAAGAAGGAGGGAAAAAGCAAUAAAGGCCUGAUUGAGCAGGCGUGGUUAUGCAUGGAAAAAGUAGUAGCUCGUGGUCCGAGCCCUCAGACAUUGCGCCUCUGGGUCACCACUUACCAGCCACAGAACACGGACUGUGAUGAGUAAUACUCGGGGCUGCUAAGCACAUAAGCACCUGAUAGAUAGUAGCUUAGGGAAGUUGAAAGGGUAAAUGAUAAGGUAAUCCAAAACAGCUUACCUAGUUCAUUCAGACUGCUGCACCAAGGUAACAUAAACUAAGGCUGAUCAGCAAUAGAAAUACAUUUCUCAUAGUUUGGAUGCUGUAAAGUCCAAGGUCAAUGUUCUGGAAAAUCCUAUGUAAGUUCCCUGGUUCACAUGCUCCCUGAACAGCACUCACAGAAGGAAAAAAAGUGAUCCAGGUGUGGUAGCACACCUCGAAUCGCGGUACUCAGGAGGCAAAGGUAGGAAUUGCUGUGUGUCCUAGGCCAGCCUGGACUAGAGUGAAAUCCAGAUCAGCCUAGGCGAGAGUGAAACCACUUCGAAAACACCCCCCUCCAAAAAAAAUAAAUAAAGGAGUAAAGUGGUUUCUUGGGGCCAUUUUUUAAACUUUUUUAUUUUUAUGUUUUGAAGGGCAUGCGUUCCAUCUUGAAAGCUACAUUUGCUUGAUGCAGUCACUUCUUACAGGGCCACCUCCUCAUACUUCGUAUUAACUGGGUAUCAACAUAAGAAUUUUGGGAGACACUGAAUAUUUCCCAACAAGGCAAAUGCUGACAUGCUUUGAAAAGGAGCAAUACAUCGAAAAGUUAAUACUCAAAGUCACAGAAAAGGAAAGCAAUUUCAGUGGGAAUUCAUCAUUUCAACUGUGUAUUUUUCCCAAACUAUCUGUGAGCUAGUGUGGAGGUAUUCUCUUUUUAAAAUAUUUUGAUUUGUGACUAGAGAGAAUGGACACACAAGAAGGGCCUCUUGCCACUGCAAACGACUUUCAGCCACAUGCACUUCAUGCAUCAGUUUGUUGGGGAGUUCUGUGGAAUCAAACCUGGGCCAGCAGGCUUUGCAAGCAAACGCCUUUAACCACCUAGCCAUUGCCCCAGCUCUCUGGAGGUAUUGUAUGUCAAAAGUAUAUGAUGGUGGUCUUUCUGGAACACCUGGAUGCACAUGCCCUGCUGGAAGGCGAAUGUUCAUAUUCUGAUACAUGGAGACCACAUCUCCAGGCAGAAGCAAGCCUCGGGCAAUAUUGGGCCUGACAGCUAGAAUCAGGAGGCUAAGAUCAGGCAGGAGGCAGGAGGAAAUAAAACUUGCACAGUUGUCCCAAACACCAGCUUAUCCUAAAUCAUGAAUCAUGCCUUUCUAGGUGGUUGGCUUGUUUUAAAUUGUAUUUAUUACCCCGAUGAGAUGAAGUCUAAUCCUUUAUUUAUAGUAUUAUUUUUGUGACAUGGAAGCUUUAGUAAAGUUAUAUAUCUGCUAGUAAAAUCGCUCCUGGCUUGUAUAAUUUUUAUGCUGGAAUUAAGUACACGAGUAAUUCAUUCGUGGUGCUGUGUGAAUGAAGAGCAGCAUAGCUUCUAAGUAUUUGGUUGCCUACAAAUUUGAAGACCACUUUCAUGAAAAACACUUAAGGCAAACAAGCUAACAACAGCAGCAACGAAGAUUCCGGUUCAAUUUGCUGAUACUGUAAAUGGUUCCACCUUGAAUAUAACAUUUAUGUCUUUGCAGCUUUCUUUACAUUAGCUUAUUCUCUGUUAGGCCCACAUGUGUAUAUAUGGAAUGUUUGUAUAUCUGUUUGAUGAAGUAUCAUAUUUCUAAUUAAUUUAUAAGAAUUAAACGUGUGAGUUAUGGUUUCGUA
Jaculus jaculus (lesser Egyptian jerboa) is the source of this 8896-nucleotide messenger RNA. It is a transcript of the gene Sp4, whose product is annotated as Sp4 transcription factor. Bases 46 to 2346 code for a protein of 766 amino acids. The transcript has 5 exons. The record is from RefSeq and is a predicted model, not a curated record. NCBI's taxonomy places the organism in Eukaryota, Metazoa, Chordata, Mammalia, Rodentia, Dipodidae.